This is a messenger RNA of Brassica napus (rape), 770 nucleotides long. RefSeq lists its product as uncharacterized. The record is from RefSeq and is a predicted model, not a curated record. Lineage: Eukaryota; Viridiplantae; Streptophyta; Magnoliopsida; Brassicales; Brassicaceae. The transcript has a single exon. Bases 90 to 506 code for a protein of 138 amino acids.
CUGUCUUUUACAAAUCAAACAUUCAAACUGAAACCAAAGAUAACACAGAAAGAAAACACGUUUCUUCUCUUUAUUGUGAUUCAUUGGCAAUGGCUCAAAAUGAUAGAAAUACAAGGAUUGCUCAAAAGGCGUUUGAAAUGGUCGAUAAGGUGUACGGUAAGUCCCAGAAAAUAACUCCUCCGCCACACGUUCCUAGAGACGAGUUCCCUUCUCGUUAUAGCCAAAACUCUUACGAAUAUGGUGGUCCAAAAACAUAUACCAUAAAAGAGGCGAUUAGUACUACUACUCGCCGCCGAGUCAUUUAUCAUCAGUAUUCAAAUGGGUCAACUAUAAAAGAACCGGUUGUUCCUCACCCCACGGAACGUAUUCAAUACUUUGGUGGUGCCACUGCCCGUCCUUUUAUCGGCUAUGCCAACCGGUUUGAGAGGCCAAAAGGGCGGGCUAUUAGCUGCGAUGAGGCGGUCCAACUCUAUGGAGGGGUGCUUAUAAAGGAGUUUCGUAAGUAAGCGACACAGGAUGAGUUUGUAAGAUGGUGAUAUAUAUAUAUAUAAAAGAUAUUUUAAUUCUGCUUCCGGAAAAUAAUGCAGACCAACACAUAUGCUAAAGCUUGUUGUCAAGGCUUUCACUUAGAAUAAGCUUUAGGUCACUACCAAUUAAGUGUUGUGUCUGUUACGUAUCUACUAGUACUUUAACUGAGUUGAUGAAGCUUAUAUAAUGUAAAAUAGUUACGUGUUUACUACUAAUAAUGGAAUUCUAUAUGUUAAUGUAAA